Molecule: messenger RNA, 3684 nt
Organism: Cherax quadricarinatus
Lineage: Eukaryota; Metazoa; Arthropoda; Malacostraca; Decapoda; Parastacidae
Source: RefSeq, a predicted model, not a curated record
AUGUGCGCUCUUCUCCAGUGCUGCCUACUUUAUGACGAGUCUGUGUUGAACGAAUUGGAUGGUUUGUCUCGUGACGCUGCGGUGGCCAAGUACGGUUCCGUGGGGCACGCGGUGCGGGUGCGGGAAGGUGCGGCAGCCGCACUCCACUACCUGCGGGACACCAAGCCACACUCACUCAAGUGUGUCACAUCCCAGGGAUCAGUGCUCUCCUCAACCACCUUCACUGCAGAGAUAGACAUGCCGGAUGCAACUAACGAUGACAAGAUUCUGUCGUGUUGCGUUCAUUUCUGUAGCGACAACACACAACGACGACCCAUCAAAACUGGUGUGAGGAGGUUAUACAGAGAGGUGGUGCUUUUGACUGAGGACCGCAACUUGAGGGUGAAGGCUCAUGCUCGCGACGUGCCUGUCAGAGACCUACUGGAUUUUGCUCACUGGGCAGGUGUUAGGUGAGGUAUAGGGGGUGAGUAACCAGCAACCACCCAGUCACCAUUCUUCAGACUAGGCACAACUCUCUUCUGUGUUCUCAGGUGAGAAGUACGAGCGGCGGGCGAUGACAUAAUGAGGACUCCAGUGUAAGCUGACAGUUGGACACUUGCACGACCUUUACAUCUAACUUGUCUCACAACUGAAUUUAGAGUCCAAAUCUAAGUUUUAAUUAUUUUUGACACUUAGCAAUUUAAAGUUGGUUUAGUUCGAUUUUAACUUUUUUUUUUUACUGCAGUGCAGUCAGUAUCCUCAUGGACAUCAGACCACUGCAGGUAUAAUUUAUGCACAUUUUCUUAUUUCAUCCAAAACUAUGUAGCCCUGAAAGAUGCAAGUAUUUAUUUAAAAAAAUUUUAACGUACAUCUGUUAACAUUUUUAGCACAAGCUCUUACAGCAUACUCUGGCCUAUCUAUGAAGGCCAGUGUCAAUACACUCUUGAUAAGUUAUGCAAUUCUACAUCUUACUAACUAUAGAACAAAUGCUUGUCGAGUACAGCAAGUAUAUGGUUUGUAAUGUGAAUCUAAAUGAUGCUGAGGGGAAAUACAGUAUGGUACAAAAUGUAUAUUAAAGAGGGAUUACACAGAAGUUAAAACUUACAACAGUAUGAAAGGUCGACAGUUUUAUUAUACAUCUGCUGAGUUUCUCUGGAUCUGCAUUUCCAAUGAGACAGUUGAUUACUGUACUUAAGUUAGUAUAAAGCUUUUUUUAAGUUCAUCUAUUAACCUUUAACAAGUGGACCACACAAUGCAUUAUGCAUAGUGUUUUAUUUCAUUAAUAUUUUAACUUGGAUAGGUUAAAUUAAUAUCAAAACUUUAUUCUGUAUUUGUUCAUUUCUUUUUGUAUAGGUCAGUGUACAUAGUUGAAUCAUCCUACAUUGUAAAAUAUUGCAAUCAUUGUCUAGAGCAUUAUAGAGAAUGCUAUAAGCUGUAUCAAUAGAGUAUUUUUUUUUAUAAAUUGUAACAUGUACAUAACCUGAUGGUUAUAUUUAGGUGGAGGGCAAAGGUUAUGUCCUCUGCGAGGGUGUAGUUAAUGCAACCUGGGGAAGGACUCCUUGUAAAGUAACCUGUAGGGGUUUUUACAGGAACCAUUUUCCCCAAAGAUUGUGCUCAGACCAUCCCUUGGGAGGGCCUUUUCUUUGAUUCUGCCUACAUCAAAAACGUCCAUACUAUCACUCUGAUAGUCCCACAAGUGUGUAAUAUAUGGUUGGUAGUGAUUUUUUAAAUUAUCAAAAAGAAGCGCUAAGCCAAUGUGAUUUUUUAAAGAUAUUUCUAAUUACAUUUACACAAAAGUGAAUAUACUGUACAUUAAUAGAAGGAUUAUUUUAUUUUUCAGUUAAGCAAUUUGGAAACUAAAUGAAUGAGAAAAUUCAAAAGAAGAAAUUUUGUUUAAUGUCUUGAUUUUCUUUAUAUAUGUAGUCAGUUUAUUAUCGAUACAAAAUUCUUGAUACUUAAUGUACAACUAAUUUUGUGUAACCUAAGAAAAAUAGGAAGGUUAAAAUGCUAGUUCAUUUGUUUCAUACAUGAUAUUUUUAUAUACAAUAUUGAAGCUUAAUUUAUUAAUGAAAAAUUUAAUUUCACACCAUAAAAAUAAUUGUAUACCGAGUGAAAAAAAAGAUUAAAAAUUUAAUUAUAAUGAUUCAAUAGUAUUAAUACUUCCUACACCAUGAACAAAAAUAUUUCAUUUAUUGUAACUUUUUAGCUUUUGAUAUACUCUGUGUACUUAACUUUAUGAAAUAAUUUACACUAUGGUUAUUUUAGUUUGAAAUUUUACUUCAAUGUGUGUUGGUUAAAUUUAUGUGUUGUUUAUAACUUACAUCCCACACCUGUCCUUAAUAUUAACUUUACAAGGUACUCCAGGGAAAUUUUGAUUCAUAAAUAUCCAAAAAUAUCUCUGAUCUCAUUUUAAGCCACCUUGAUUUAUCUUCAGAAAUAUUCAUAAAAUGUAGAAGGCACUUGCAUUGGUACUACAUAUAAGGAUAACACAAUGAAUGUGUGCAUAUCAGAGUUUCCUGGUCACAACUUUAUUGACUCUGCCUCUUGCAUACUCCUCACCCUUGCUGAUCUCUGAUAUUCCCAUAUUACAUCUUGAAAACAUCCAGUGCUGUAUGACCCUUGUGGGUUUAGCAUGCUUCGUUUUGAUUGUAAUUAUAAUAAAGUUUAGUACAGUGGACCCCCGCAUAACGAUUACCUCCGAAUGCGACCAAUUAUGUAAGUGUAUUUAUGUAAGUGCGUUUGUACGUGUAUGUUUGGGGGUCUGAAAUGGACUAAUCUACUUCACAAUAUUCCUUAUGGGAAUAAAUUCGGUCAGUACUGGCACCUGAACAUACUUAUGGAGUGAAAAAAUAUCGUUAACCGGGGGUCCACUGUAUUAGCAUUUGGAGAAAUGGAAAUGGUUUCAAUGCCAGAAUGAUAGUUUUCUAUUUCCUUUCCCACCCUCAACAUAAUUGCCAUAAACCACAGUACGGUGGAUUUAGAACUCAUGACAAGCGAGUUGUAAAACCCCAGGCCAGUUUCUUUGAGGGGACAUUAGUUCAUUACGGCCAUGCUGGCAAGAGAUUCAUCUGUAAAAACUUGCAUUUGUGGUCACAGUGGGGCCUAUGCUGACCUCCCUAUGGUGUAUAAAUAUACCUAGUUGAACGAAUCUUACUGUAGCCAGUUGGCCCAAUGGCUUAUGCACUGGCCUGGAGCUUUACGAUUCAUUCGUCAUGGGUUCAAACCCCACCCAUACCGUUGUUACGAUUUCAUGAGUCAUUACCAUAAUAUGGUCAUGAGGUUUGAGUGGAUUGUGGUUAGAAGUAGGGGUCUCUAGCCAUUAAAUUUGCUGACACAGCCAAUGACGCUCAACAAAUUAUAAAUGGGCAUUGCAGAAUGUGGAAAAUACUUCGAAUUUAUUAUUAUUAUUAUAAUCAAAAAGAAGCACUAAGCCACAAGGACUAUACAGCAAAUAAUUUGAUAAUGGUUGUAAAUAAAAUUUACAUAUAUGUGGAAUGCAAGAAAGGAGAAAUUUAUAAAGGUCUUUUAUUGUAGUGAGACUGGUGCCGGUAUCAUAAUUACAUACCAGAGAGACUGGUAUAUAAUUAUGAACCCAAUUAUACAAGACAAUCAAUCAGCUAUGCUUGGCGUUCAACUCCCGUAGAGUUAUGUGACAGUAAAUGCAAGUAAUUAUCUCUUAAAUGGUUUAAGUCAGUGGUUCCCAAA